Molecule: messenger RNA, 1995 nt
Organism: Nelumbo nucifera (sacred lotus)
Lineage: Eukaryota; Viridiplantae; Streptophyta; Magnoliopsida; Proteales; Nelumbonaceae
Product: protein DETOXIFICATION 21-like
Biological process (GO): xenobiotic detoxification by transmembrane export across the plasma membrane
Cellular component (GO): membrane
Molecular function (GO): antiporter activity; xenobiotic transmembrane transporter activity
Source: RefSeq, a predicted model, not a curated record
UUCUUAGUUCUUACACCACCACACCGGCCAUUAACGCGGGGUCGUGAAAGAAUUGUUAUUGCCAUCAUGGCAUGUCGAUGAUCGAAGUCGGACUGCUCGGAGACGGUAGUCAACAAAGCGUUGCCGCCCGCUUGAAAGAAUCUCGGCUGCAGCCUGCACGGCGGUGUUUUCCAUGCACGGGCCGGUGAUCCAUUGAUGCUUGUUUUCUAUGUGAAGGAGCCAAGAGUAAAGACAAAGUUCGGUGGAAUCUCUGCAGCGUGUCAGUAGAAAGAGAAGUGGAGGAGAUGGACAGCGAGUUGAACAGAAAGCUUCUAGAGCCGACAGAAGAGGAGGGGGAGAAGUUGAAGAGCAAGAUAUGGGGAGAGUCUAAAAAGUUAUGGAUCGUAGCUGGUCCCUCCAUAUUCACCAGGUUUUCGACGUUUGGAAUUUCUGUCAUCAGCCAGGCUUUCAUUGGACAUAUUGGCGCCACGGAAAUGGCCGCCUAUGCCCUCGUUGGCACCGUCCUCCUGAGGUUCGCUAAUGGGAUCCUGUUAGGCAUGGCUAGUGCACUAGAAACUCUAUGUGGGCAGGCAUACGGUGCUAGGCAAUACCAUAUGCUAGGUGUUUAUCUUCAAAGGUCAUGGAUUGUUCUAUUCAUUUCUUCAUUAUUUCUACUUCCAGUCUUCCUUUUCACAACCCCAAUUUUGAGGUUCUUAGGCCAGGAUGAAGCUAUAGCUGAGGUGGCGGGGACAAUUGCACUGUGGUUGAUCCCUGUGGCAUUUUCAUUCAUUGUAUCCUUCACCUGCCAAAUGUUUCUCUCAGCACAAAGCAAAAACAUGAUCAUCAGUUACUUGGCAGCAUUUUCACUUUCAAUCCACAUCUUUCUGUCAUGGCUUUUGACAGUCAAGUAUAAAUUUAGAGUUCCUGGUGCAAUGAUAUCAACAAUCUUAGCAUACUGGAUACCAAAUAUAGGACAGCUUCUAUUUGUUAUUUGUGGAGGAUGCCCCGAAACAUGGAAGGGUUUUUCAUUCCUUGCAUUCAAGGAUCUUUGGCCAAUUAUCAAGCUCUCUCUUUCAUCUGGUGCCAUGCUAUGUCUUGAGCUCUGGUACAACACAGUGUUAGUUCUUUUAACUGGCAACAUGAAAAAUGCUGAAGUUGCCAUCGAUGCUCUUUCUAUCUGCCUCAACAUCAAUGGAUGGGAGAUGAUGAUAUCUCUUGGUUUCUUGGCUGCAACAAGUGUGCGGGUGUCAAAUGAGCUUGGGAGAGGGAGCUCUAGAGCUGCAAAGUUUGCAGUUGUUGUGGCUGUUCUUACAUCAUUAGCCAUUGGACUUGUGCUAUUUGUUUUUUUUCUAUUUUUUCGUGAGAGGCUUGCUUAUAUAUUUACAGAGAGUCGUCAAGUGGCCAGAGCUGUUGCUGAUCUAUCACCUCUUUUAGCUUGCUCCAUACUUCUAAAUAGUGUUCAACCAGUGCUUUCAGGGGUUGCGGUUGGUUCAGGCUGGCAAAGUAUUGUAGCUUACGUGAAUUUAGCCUGCUACUACCUAGUAGGAAUUCCUAUAGGAGCUGUGCUUGGUUAUAUCUUCCAUUUUGACAUUAAAGGAAUUUGGAUGGGAAUGUUAUUUGGCACUUUUGUUCAAACUCUUGUACUUGUUUACAUAACCUUGAGGACUGACUGGGAGGAGCAGGUAGCACUAACUCGUCAACGUGUGAACAAGUGGUUUGUACCAAGAUCAAAAGAAUCAAAUGGUAACACACAGAAUGCGUGACAUCAUCACAUUUUGUUGGAAGAAAAAGGACUACUUUCUAUGCAAUUAGCAACUUGGUAGGUUGCAUUUUGGACAUGAGAAGCUGCUUUACUAGAAACAAGAAGCUACAAGGCCACGAUUGGAUAUUGUUCUUCUUGUUAUUUUUCAAACUUUAAAUUGUUUAUAUAUUUAUUUUUUAAAAUAAACACUAGGUUGAUACAUGUAAGGAUGUGGGAAUGUUUCAACUUGUUAAACGUUGACUCUUACAAAGAAA